Anopheles bellator is the source of this 1563-nucleotide messenger RNA. RefSeq names its product trithorax group protein osa (gene Cpr97Ea). The record is from RefSeq and is a predicted model, not a curated record. Gene Ontology annotation, molecular function: structural constituent of chitin-based larval cuticle. Gene Ontology annotation, cellular component: chitin-based extracellular matrix. The transcript is spliced from 4 exons. NCBI's taxonomy places the organism in Eukaryota, Metazoa, Arthropoda, Insecta, Diptera, Culicidae. The coding region runs from base 242 to 1324 and encodes 360 amino acids.
UGCCAGAACGCCCGCUCCCGUCGUAGUGUCCGUAGCUCUCGGUGCCCCCCCCAGGCUUCGAUAGUGUUUGAUCCAGUGUCCGAUUGGUCCGAGAUAUUUCUGAGUGUGCUUUCCGGGCACACGACGACGGCAAGUGUGUGACGAGUGGCAGAGUGUGGCCCGGUGUGUUUUGCGAAGCAGCGAGAGAGUCUGGACGAACUCGGUUCCGACACAGAUAUCAGAGGGUGCGUCGCGUGCGAAUAUGAUAGGAUUCAAGUUGGUAGUCGCCGUCACCUGCCUAGCGGGUCUUAUCGCUGCCCAGGAUCACCAGGACCACUACCGGCAGGCUCCGCUCCGGAUUGGCACCAAGGUUGAGGAACCGAAACCGACCCCGGUGCCGAUUCUUAAGCAGAUCAACAGGCACAACGAGGAUGGCUCCUACACGUACGGCUACGAGGGUGCCGACGGGUCGUUCAAGAUCGAAACGAAGCUGGCCACCGGCGAGGUGAAGGGCAAGUAUGGCUACGUGGAUGAAACGGGCAAGGUGAAGGUGGUCGAGUACGGGGCCAACAAGUACGGCUUCCAGCCGUCCGGCGAGGGCAUCACGGUGCCACCGCCGACCCUAGUGGACGAGACCACCGGCAAGGACGAUCUGCUGGACGCGGACGGGGACGGUAACGUGCCGCUGGCCCCGCGACACAAGCACCGCCCGUCGACCGGUGGCCCGUCGAAGCCGCGCUUCCAGGAGGUGGUGUCGAAGCCCCAGCCCCGCCCGCAGUACUACGACUACGACGACCAGCCGCAGCCAGCCGCGGUCCAGCACCAGCAGCACCAGCAGCACCAGCAGCAGCAGCCGGCUCGGUACCAGCCAGCGCCCGAGUACAUCCAGCGAUCCCACUUCGGCCCGGCGGCCCAGGCCCACCACGAGCAGGGUCCGGCGCCGCCUCGCGCCCACAUCCCCAACGCGGUCCCCAUCGACGUGGUCUACUCGCCGAAGCAGCUCCCGGCUCGCCCCGACGCCGAGUAUCGGAACGUCGUCGGACCGCACACCUUCCCGGCGCCAGCGCCAGCGCCCGAACAGCAGCAACUCCAGCAGCAGCAGCAGCAGCAGCAGCACAUCCGCUACUCCCAGCCGUCCUUCGCACCUGCCCCACAGCACGCGCCCAAGGCCGCGCCCCAAGUAAUGCACCCCUGUCACCCAUGCCCCCAGACACAGCCGGCCGUCUAUCAGCCGCGGCCGGCCCAGGGCCGCAGCACCAGCGUGCUGGACCAGCUGGCCAAAGACUACGCGCUGCCGCAAGGCGGUGCAGCACCCCUGCACGACAUCACCUUCGGCUACUACUGAACACAUCCAGCCAGCUAGCAAGCCAGCGAAUCCACAGCGGCCCAUUCCUAGCUUCUUGCCAUCGCCUGUCCACCCGUCACCCAUCACGCAUCAUCGCCUGGCGCAUCCAUCACGACCUCCUGACCCUUCCCCCUGCCCUCCCUCCCAGCCCACCACGCACCAUGCUUCCAUCCCGACCUGACCACCAUCGCCUUACGCCGAAGAACUGAGCGCCACACACACAUACGAAAAGGGUAACA